AGCCAGGGCCUUACCUGGCCGGGACGGAAGACCUGGGGUUGUCACACUUCGUCCUGCGGUGCCCCGAGAUUCAUACAGAGGGACCGCCAGCUGCUAAGAUGAAAGUCUACCUGUUGUGCCUCUGUCUUGGAUGUCUUUUGACGCCAUCGCUCUCAAAAGUUUUCUUCAACACUCUUGAUACCCGAUACCCUACACUAAUAACGAAGGAUGUAAGAGUGAAAUGUAAAGAGGAAGGUUCCUUCCCCCACCCAGCGAGCUGUACCUGGUAUUACAGAUGUGUGGACAGAAUACAGUCCGGAAGAUUUCAAGUUUUCUUCUUCAAGUGUGAGAAUGGGACCGUCUUUUCUGAUGAGCUGGACCAGUGUGUAUUUGGCAACCCAACACUGUGUGAAGGAAACGUAGGGAGUUUUCCACCCAUCGCUCCUGGGCCUGGAAUUGGAGGAGAUGUCAAACCUGUAGUUCCAGCUCCUGGAAUUCCACCAGUUGUCAAACCUAUAUCUCCACCUCCUGUAUUUCCAGUGGGUGUCCAACCUGUAGUAGCUCCAGCUCCUGUAAUUGGAGGAAGUGUCCAACCUGUAGCUCCAGCUCCUGGAAUUCCAGGGGUUGUCCAGCCUGUAGUUCCUGCGCCUGGAAUUCCAGUGGGUGUCCAACCUGUAACUCCAGCUCAUGGAAUUCCAGUGGGUGUCCAACCUGUAGUUCCAGCUCCUGGAAUUGCAGGGGUUGUACAACCUGUAGCUCCAGCUCCUGGAAUUGCAGGGGUUGUCCAACCUGUAGUUCCAUCUCCUGGAAUUCCAUCAGGUGUCCAACCUGUAGCUCCAGCUCCUGGAAUUGCAGGGGUUAUCCAACCUGUAGUUCCAUCUCCUGGAAUUCCAGCAGGUGUCCAACCUGUAUCUCCAGCCCCUGGAAUUGCAGGGGUUGUCCAACCUGUAGUUCCAGCUCCUGGAAUUCCAGUCCAACCUGGGUUGUCCAACCUGGUAGUUCCAAGCCUCCUGGAAUUCAGUCCAACAUGUAGCCUCCCAGCUCCUGGAAUUCCAGCAGGUUGUCCAACUGUAGGGCUUCCAGCUCCUAUUAUUCCAGUGGGUGUCCAACCUGUAGCUCCAGCUCCUGGAAUUCCAGCAGGUGUCCAACCUGUAGCUCCAGCUCCUGGAAUUCCAGUGGGUGUCCAACCUGUAGUUCCAGCACCUGGAAUUCCAGCAGGUGUCCAACCUGUAGCUCCAGCUCCUGGAAUUCCAGCGGGUGUCCAACCUGUUGUUCCAGCUCCUGGAAUUCCAGUGAGUGUCCAACCUGUACCUCCGGCUCCUGUUAUUCCAGUGGGUGUCCAACCUGUACCGCCAGCUCCUGGAAUUCCAGCAGGUGUCCAGCCUGUAGCUCCAGCCCCUGGAAUUCCAGUGGGUGUCCAACCUGUAGUUCCGUCGCCUGGAAUUCCAGCAGGUGUCCAACCUGUAGCUCCUGCUCCUGGAAUUCCAGCAGGUGUCCAACCUGUAUCUCCAGCUCCUGUAAUUCCAGGGGUUGUCCAACCUGUAGCUCCAGCACCUAUUAUUACAGGGGGUGUCCAACCUGUAGCCCCAACUCCUGGAAUUCCAGGGAGUGUCCAACCUGUAGCCCCGGCUCCUGGAAUUCCAGGGAGUAUCCAACCUGUAGCUCCAGCUCCUGUUAUUCCAGGGGGUGUCCUACCUGUAGCUCCAGCACCUAUUAUUACAGGGGGUGUCCAACCUGUAGCUCCAGUUCCUGGAAUUCCAGUGGGUGUCCAACCUGUAGCUCCAGCGUCUGGAAUUCCAGUUGGUGUCCAACCUGUAGCUCCUGCAAUUCCAGUGGGUGUCCAACCUGUAGCCCCAACUCCCGGAUUUCCAGGGGGUGGCCAACCUGUAGCCCCCAAAAAACUCCCUGGGGGAUUUCCACAGGGGGGGUUGGUUUUCCCAAACCUGUAG
Macrobrachium nipponense is the source of this 1928-nucleotide messenger RNA. Its product is annotated as formin-2-like. The transcript has 5 exons. The coding region runs from base 99 to 1928 and encodes 609 amino acids. Gene Ontology annotation, cellular component: extracellular region. The record is from RefSeq and is a predicted model, not a curated record. Lineage: Eukaryota; Metazoa; Arthropoda; Malacostraca; Decapoda; Palaemonidae. Gene Ontology annotation, molecular function: chitin binding.